Messenger RNA from Gordionus sp. m RMFG-2023, 2763 nucleotides. RefSeq lists its product as uncharacterized. The transcript has 4 exons. Gene Ontology annotation, biological process: regulation of transcription by RNA polymerase II. Lineage: Eukaryota; Metazoa; Nematomorpha; Gordioida; Chordodea; Parachordodidae. The coding region runs from base 1 to 2763 and encodes 920 amino acids. The record is from RefSeq and is a predicted model, not a curated record. Gene Ontology annotation, molecular function: RNA polymerase II transcription regulatory region sequence-specific DNA binding; DNA-binding transcription factor activity, RNA polymerase II-specific.
AUGAAUCAUUCCGAGAGUCUUCAAAAACUUUAUAAUGAUCUGAUAUCCGAAAAUAUCCGUUCCGAAGCUCAAAUGAUAAAUCCGGAAGGCGUUAUACAAUAUUUUCCUUCGUUAAAACACAUAAAAAGUUUUGAAGAAGAUGUUGAUGAUUUGACGAAUGGAGUAAACUAUUCAUCACCAUACAAGAAACAAAGACGGAGUCGAACAGCAUUUAGCAGUCAACAGUUAUCCGCACUAGAAAAGACCUUUCAAAAAACACAUUAUCCAGAUAUAUUGAUAAGAGAAAGAUUGGCAUUAUGUACGAAUCUACCGGAAGCUCGUAUACAGGUUUGGUUCAAAAAUCGCAGAGCUAAGUACAGGAAAAAACAAAAGUUAUUACAAAAGGUGGAUCUUAAUGGCACGUACAGACAUUCAUACGAUUCGAACCAAGAACCAAAAUCGAAUGAAAAUAUUCCCCCUGAAUCUAUAGAUGGAAGUGAUCUGGAAGAAGGGAAAAAUUUAAACUACGAAAAUCAAAACGGAAAAAAUGAUGAAAGUUUGAUGCUUACAAGAAAGGAGGAAAUUAAAGGCAACGAUAAUUUGCAAUCCAUAACGUGCUCACUGAGUAAUAAUGGUGAUAGGGAGAGUGAACCUUUCCAAAAUAAGAACCACCGAGAUAAUAAUAUGUUAAAACAAAAAAUAUCAGUUACCAAUCAUAUAAAUAUUAGGCAUCAAUUAAUUGAAGACUGCUUAGAUGAGAGUUUGCCUUGCAUGAAUGGGACAACUUUGAAAGAUAGAUUAAGGACUAUGUAUGAAGACUGCCAAGCAGUUCCAAUCUGCGAUGAGCUAAAAAAUAAAUAUACUCCAAAAUUAAGAAGAUUUAAGAAGAAGCAAGAAAAAGAUUACGAUAUUCUUUGCAACAAAAACGAUACUGUCAAAGAUUCCAAUGAUAAUAAUAAAAAUUUAAUAAGUUUUAAUAAUGAUUACGUAGAACCUCCAAGUUUUUACAUGAACGAUUAUACGGCUUCAUUAAAUAACUAUAUGAAUUAUAUAGGUACAACUCAAAAAAACAUGUUAAAUUAUGGUCAUAUGCCUAAAGGUGAGAUACCUUUGCCUUACUAUAAUAACUCUAUGUAUAAUAUGCCGUAUUUCGUAAAAUGUUCCUCAAAUAACAAUGAAAUGUUAAAAUUUCAAAGAAAUGAUGUAGAGAUGACCCAAAUUUCGGAAUCCAGAUUGAAGGGGUUAGAAACACAGAAUUUUUAUAAUUUGAUGAAAAGUUCUGCCCUCCCCAUAAAUAACGUUGCAAACGGGAAUUUAUCGCAUUGUUUAAACACCGGACCGCUCGGUAUAUCCGCGGAUCCUGGCGUGUAUGAAUAUUAUCAAAAGUAUUACGAAUAUUUUCAUUCGAUGGCAAAUCAUUAUUACGGGUAUAAUGAUUUUAUGAGAUAUUAUAAUUGCAAUGAUCACAACAUUUCCAAUUCUAACCUUAGUCUCAAGGUGAAAGACCCUUAUGUGAGAAGUGAUAGAAAAAAAAUUGAUUCUCAUGAAACUAUUUGGGACAAGGUUAAUAAAAACCAACAAAAGAUAGAUGGAAGAGUCCCAAAGUAUAAUUUGGCUGCUCAUACUAAAAUGUUGAACAACGCGUCGCCAUAUUCAAAAUCUCAAAAUUAUGAUUAUCCCUACCAUGGUACAUAUCUAGAAACUAGGAAACACUUGAGUCAAACAAAAUUAUUAAAUAUCUCCUCCCGAUUAAACAAUUUAAAACGUAAAUACCGUUUAAUGUUAAGAAUACGAAAAAAUAUCAUGUUAAAAACCAUGAAAUUGAAAAACUUCUCAAAAAAAAUAAAUAAAAUGUUGGAUCCAAAAUGUAAGCCUCAUAAACAUAUAAACAGUGGUGGGUACAAUAAUCGCCCAAAAGCUCAUAUUCUACUGCUUUCUCAAAAAUUGAUCAAGAUUAUGGUAAGGCGGGCUUUAGAAAGGGAAUUAUAUGGGAAAAUGAGUAAAGGGUAUCAUAAAAACAAGACCCAAACAUUUUCUACAAUCCAAAAGUGUAUAAAUAAUAGCGAUAAAAUUAUAUCAAAUAGUAACAAUUUUAAAGUUAGAAGUAUUGCCAUGUCAAGCGUCUUAAAUUGCGCGACUGAUAAAGUGAUAGAUGGCACAGACAAAUUGACAAAAAAAUCUUACAAUAUAGAAAAUAUAUUGCAUAACGUUUCCGGGUUAAAAACUAAACAACUAAUUAAUUUCCCUUCCAACCAUAAAAAAUCUAUCACUACCCUAAAAUUACCUUCGGAAAGAGUUCAAUCUAAAUUCAAUUAUAUGAACGGCAAUAGUUACAGUAAAAAGACCAUUCCUCUUAUUGAAAAUCGAGUGAAAAAUACGCCUUUGACAAUUGAUGAGAAUCACCAAGACAUAACAACUUACUUUCCAAUAAGCCUUUCGACUAAUGGCAAUGCUCCCCCAAACCCUUCAUUAAUAGGGGCAGCUAAGGUUGCUAUAACAUCAAAAAUGUCUCCUCGUUACUCUAGUGUUUCUCAAAAUGACGUUUUAUCUAAAUAUAACCACAAUGGGUUAAUGCCCAACAAACGAAAAUACACAGUUCCUAAACCAAUAAAAAACAUUCCUAACUAUCAAAAUGUUUGUACAAAAGAUAUUCUCAAGCCUAAAUUAUCCCCAAAUCCUCCAUUUAACAAUGUUCAUUCCGAUUUAGAAAGUGAUGUGUUUAAAUAUUACCGUGAUUAUCAAAUGAUGUAUGUUAAAAAAUUUAUGCCACAACCUCAUAGAUGA